Molecule: messenger RNA, 1419 nt
Organism: Chilo suppressalis (striped riceborer)
Lineage: Eukaryota; Metazoa; Arthropoda; Insecta; Lepidoptera; Crambidae
Source: the annotation of a GenBank genome assembly
UUCAUUGAAAGAUUAAGUUUGGCCGCUUCCUGUUUUGUUGAUAUUUAGUUUAGUUAGUUAAAAGAUUUAGUGAUUGGUUUCCUUGGAAGUUAACGUACCAAUUGUUCCAUUACCAUGGCGGGGCAAGGCCAUCAGUUUCCUGGUAAUUUUCAGCCGAACGCUGGAGCAAUGAGGUCUGGUUUCGGCGCAGGGCCGAUGGGCGGUCAAAUGCAAGGAAUGCCGAAUCAGCUUGGAGGUGUUAUGGGUGGCCCAAUGGCAAACACUGGUGGCAUGGUAGGAAUGGGAAAUCAAAUGGUCACUCCAUAUGGUGCAGCCAUGCAGAAUCAAAUGGGGAAUAUGGGGAUGGGAUCUCAGGGAAUGGGAGUAGGUGUUGGUGGAGCGCCAGGUGCUGGCCUGGGACCACAAGCUGUUCAGCAACCAGGAGGGCUACAGACGACAGGUGCUGUAGCGACGGCAGUGCCGACUGCGCCCGCCGCUGCACCUCCACCGCAGAACAAGGAGUUUAACACUGCUUCACUGUGCAAGUUUGGCCAAGAAACAGUGCAAGAUAUUGUCAGUAGAACUCAAGACGUAUUCCAGACUUUGAAGGCUAUACAGCCUCCCAACGGUACGCAACACGGUGAGAACGCCAGCAAUGAUAAGAAAGCGAAGAUGCAAGAACAACUCCGCACCAUCCGCCUGUUGUUCAAGAGGUUGCGGCUCAUCUAUGAGAAGUGUAACGAAACCUGCCAGGGUAUGGAAUACACUCACAUGGAGAGUCUCAUUCCCUUGAAAGACGAAGCAGAGAACAAGACGUUGGACGAAAGACGGAACACAGAAUCUUACAGACUUGCACUCGAGGAAAAUAGAGAACUUACUGAACAGGUGGUGUUAAAGAAUAAACAGUUGAAGGAAGUGAUAACUAAUUUAAGGACAAUUAUUUGGGAAAUCAACGUGAUGCUAACCAUGAGGCGGUCGUAGUGAUUCAAAGUGUCUGUGUGAACUUGGUGAAAGUGAUAAAGGUAUCAUAGUACGUCAUCUGAUCUUAAAUAUUGUCAUAUCGUAACAAUGUGUCACGCGUUUUUGUGUAAAUUUGCUACAGUCGGUCGCAAGUUCCUUACUUGUUAUCCGAAGCUAAAGCACAAGACAUUUUGUAUGAUUUUAUUUCGGUUGUUCGUUUUCUAUAGAGUUAGAAACAUAAGUUUCGGUUUUAUCCUCUUCUGAGAUCAAAAGCAUCAAACUUGAAAAGAUGCAUCUGGAGUGAAGGUGUAAAACAAUAAAUACCUAAAUGUGGCAAAAUUCCAGUUAUAUGUAUAUAUUGUAUGAUGUAUAUAUGACAUGUUUCUCUAAACCUUAAAUUUGACAACAGUGUAUCCUUGUCAUUCUUUACACAGAAUGAAAAUGAAAGACUGAUGUUAAAUUUAGUUUUAAGUUUAGAGA